Messenger RNA from Synchiropus splendidus (mandarinfish), 3477 nucleotides. It is a transcript of the gene mllt3, whose product is annotated as MLLT3 super elongation complex subunit. Gene Ontology annotation, biological process: regulation of DNA-templated transcription. The coding region runs from base 137 to 1903 and encodes 588 amino acids. Lineage: Eukaryota; Metazoa; Chordata; Actinopteri; Syngnathiformes; Callionymidae. The record is from RefSeq and is a predicted model, not a curated record. Gene Ontology annotation, cellular component: super elongation complex. The transcript has 14 exons.
GCCUUUGAAAAGUGUUGGACGUGAGUGGAGCUCAGGAGAGAGUCACCAUGUCCGCCGUCAUGAGCAAGCUGCUCUCGCCUGCACUCCACUCACUGCAAACUCAUUCUCCAUGAAAUAACAGUCAGGGGCCUCAAGGAUGGCCAGCUCGGGUGCCGUUCAGGUCAAACUAGAACUCGGUCACCGUGCCCAGGUCCGUAAGAAACCCACUGUGGAAGGCUUCACCCACGACUGGAUGGUGUUUGUGCGUGGACCAGAGCAAAGCAAUAUUCAGCACUUUGUGGAGAAAGUUGUUUUUCACUUGCACGAAAGUUUUCCCAAACCUAAACGAGUGUGCAAAGAUCCACCGUACAAAGUGGAGGAGUCUGGAUACGCGGGUUUCAUCUUGCCAAUUGAAGUUUACUUCAAAAAUAAGGAAGAACCUAAGAAGGUUCGCUUUGAUUACGACCUGUUCCUUCACUUGGAGGGCCAUCCGCCUGUCAAUCAUCUCCGCUGUGAGAAACUUACCUUUAACAACCCCACUGAAGAGUUUCGGCGAAAGCUGCUGAAGGCUAGAGGGCAACGUGAUCCUCACAAGAAAAGUUCAGAAGACUUAAAAGUGAUGGUGAUGCAGGAGGGAUCCACCUCUCUUUUUGGCCAGCACCUGAAGCUGCCUUCUCUCCCCAACAACUCGCUCGCGACAAGCUUCUCUGAUCCCAGAAAGAGCAAAAGCUUCCAGGGGUCAUCAAAGGAUGGUUCCAAAGGGAGUGGAACCGGCCUUCUCACCACAGCCACCACAAGCACAAACAGCAGCAGCUUCUCCAAACUCCACAAACCCUCAAAGGACCAUAAAGAGAAGCCUCCGAAAGACUUGAAAGAGCCAAAAAGUGCCUUCAGAGACUCAAGCUGGGACUCCAGCAAAGCUCCUAAAGACCCCUCGAGGAAACCCAAAGAGAACCAGCCGCUCAGAGAUAGCAAUCCUAAGAUGGGCUUCAAGGAGCCCAAGUACUUGUCCAAGGAGCAUCGGACUGAGACCGGGCAGGGGCAGAACAAGCGCCUGUCCUCAACCGACAGCGAAGAUCAUUUAACCAAAAAACGUAAAAAGGGAUUUGUGGAUUUAUCAGGGAAGCCGACGAUGGGGUCAGACUCGCAUUCUGAGAAGAAACUACUGAAGGAUCGACUGCAGAUGAGCCAACUGCGACAAGAAUGUGACGAGGCCGAACGCAGGAAAGUGUCAUCCCAGCCCCAAUUCCAGGAUCGGGCCGACCUCAACGAUUCUGACAUGGAGUCGACCAAAUCAGAUUCCGAGCAGCCAAGCCCAGCCAGCUCCAGCUGCAGUUCCGGAUUUGCCUCCUCGCAGCACAAACGACAAGUGGUGGACCUCAUCAUCAGGAAGAGGGCUCUUCCUGCCACCACCCACACAGUUCUCGGGCCACUGCAGUCAGUCAUGCGUGAUCUCCACUCCGAUGACAACGAAGACGACUCUGAGGAGGAUGAAGACCACGACAUGGACUCUGACUCGGAGCGACCGGCACACACACAUCUCACACAUCACCAACGAAGAGUCAGCCUAAGUGACGGCAGUGAGAGUGACAGCUCGUCCCCUUCAAUACCAGCACGGCACGAGGCCCCGCCCAUAUUAAAGACUACUAACUCCCAGCUGGUGGAAGUAAAGAGUCCGAACAAGCAGCUGAAGCAGGACAAGAGCAAGGACUGUGAUAAGGCUUACCUGGAUGAGCUGGUGGAGCUGCACAAGAGGCUGAUGACGCUCAGAGAGGGUCACAUACUGCAACAGAUUGUCAACCUCAUCGAGGAGACCGGCCACUUCCACAUCACCAACACCACUUUUGACUUUGACCUUUGCUCCCUGGACAGAAGUACAGUGAGGAAACUUCAGGGUUAUUUGGAAGCCUCCAGCCGAUCAUGAUCGCUCCGAGCAGCUGGCUGCUGGAUCCCGUUUCACAUUUUGUUCCCUGGAAGCAUUUGGAUGCAAAGCGACUGAGCUUGGAGUGGACUGUCCAUCUGGAAAUGGCCCCAAAUCGCCUUGAAAACGGAGGACGGGUGUGUUGUGUGACCACCUCGCUCCGGAUGAAUGUGCUUGUCUGUUUCCGUGUACGUGACGGAUGCAUGGUCCGCGUGGCCUUAGAGUCUUAUUUAUUGCAUUUGAACUUGUGUGAGGGAGUUGAAAGCGCAAAGAAAAAGCAGAACGGUACUUUGUAAAAGCACUUCACCAUUGACACCAUGAACACCUUCAGAAACUAAACCAUUGUCGUAGGAGAUGGACUGAAACACUAAGAGGUAGAGAACUGUUGAACAGCAGGGAGCCUGGUAGAACAACCUGCUCUGACACUCAUCCAAACAGAACCUCAAGACACCCGUGAGAUUGUCGUAGCUCUGAGGAAUGAUUUGAGCUCAUUUGUGAGCAGUUUAUUGCUCAAACAUUGUCACACCUUUAAACCCAAACAGUGGACGUAAGCAUUUUUGGAAAGCCAAAGAUGUCAAAGCAGAGUGAAGUUAGUUCAUCUGAAACCAAACAAAGACAUCAGCCACUGUUAGCUAUGCGAAGCAUUAACCAAAAACCCUUCUCUGCUGGGCUGGGCCUCGAUUGUUGAGAUGAAAAUCGAUUCAUGUUGAGAUUCAACUCUGUCGUGGACACAUAAGAAAUCAGAUAUUUUAGCACAUGAAUAUGGAGAUUGUAUUUUUCACAUGGAAUCAUGAGCCUUUUCUGAAUGAGUUUAGCUGCCAGUCAGCAGAAAGCAAACGCUUGAUCCAACGAAAACCUUUCUCACUGUCAAUCACUUUCAGUGGCAGAAUCCGGCACUUUCUGGUGACUCAAACACUUCUGAGCAAAUCGCCUUGAAGUGGUCCACUCCUGACACAUGUGAUGUUAAUGCUGCGUGAGAGGGAGGACGACCCCACUUUUCUACAAUCCUGAAAGACUUGAGGACAACUGCGCUGUUUUCAAGCCAAAGUUUUGUUUUCCAAUUCCAGUUUGAGAGCUUCACCUACCAUGACUUAGUGUUCCUCACGACAGACGGAUCACUCGACAUCAAAGAAGAUCUUGCCUCACGUAGACUGACCAGCAAGUGCUGCUGAAGUGAUGUCAGCCAACAGCUUUUCUACUUCACAUUGUUCCGCUGAUGCUGCUGAAAUGGACACUCGCGCUUCUAAAUUUUUGUGAUCCCACAUCAAGCUACGAUAAAGAAGUGUGUUCCUGCUGGAGCAGAUGAAGCCAAAAUCCCAGUUUUCUGAUGAUUGCUACGACAAAUCUGCACCUUGUGAGUUAUUUUCUUCUUUAAGAAUCAAGGAGAUGAAUUUUUUUUUCAAUCUGGUGCAAGAAGAAACAUAAUUUAUUUUGUGUGACUUUCUGGUGUUGGAUCAGCAUCAAAUGUCCCAUGUUGACUUGACAAGAGUGGGUAACCGUGUCAGGUUUUCCUUGCCCUGCCUUCUGUCUUAUGAUUUCUUGUGUUUAUUUGAGGACAUUCAUUAAAUAUUCUGUAU